Juglans regia (Persian walnut) is the source of this 860-nucleotide messenger RNA. RefSeq names its product auxin-responsive protein SAUR32-like. The record is from RefSeq and is a predicted model, not a curated record. Bases 370 to 753 code for a protein of 127 amino acids. Gene Ontology annotation, biological process: response to auxin. The transcript has a single exon. NCBI's taxonomy places the organism in Eukaryota, Viridiplantae, Streptophyta, Magnoliopsida, Fagales, Juglandaceae.
AGAUUUGACUAUUUGAUCAGGCCAUCACUCAAACCUUUGUGUACAAACUAUGCAAAACCCAGAAACAUCUACAUGACCGUCUAUGUAUAUAUAUACCCCAAUCCCCAGCUCUGCAAAAUAAAUCUCUCAUCUUUCUUUCUUUCAUCCAUUCUUUCUUUGUUCAUAUGUGGGUUAUCUUUUAGAUCCAUCUAUCAUGAGCAAUAUACCAAGAUCUCUUACAGAUUCCUCUCUGACCCUCUCCAAUCUAGCCAUCUCUGCAUCUGAUCCUUGGCCUUUCUCUUUUGUUUGCUCAUAACCUUCCCACAAAAGCCAAUUCAGUAACCAGAGCUUGUUCAGUAAAAAAAUCAGGUUUUUUUUCGCUGGGUUUUAAUGGGGAUUGGUGUAGACAGAAACCACCUGAAUUUCCACAUCCAUAUGCCGCACCUCCAUUUUCAGCACCAGCAUCUGCAUGAGAAGAAGGAAAUGAAAGACAUCCCAAAGGGGUGUUUGGCAAUCUUGGUGGGUCAAGGUGAGGAGCAAGAAAGGUUCGUUAUACCUGUGAUCUACAUCAACCAUCCACUCUUCAUGCAGCUGUUGAAGGAAGCUGAGGAAGAGUUUGGGUUUGAUCAGAAGGGUCCCAUCACAAUCCCUUGCCAUGUGGAGGAGUUCCGCACCGUCCAGGGCAUGAUUGAUGGAGAUAAAUGGCAGCACCACCACCACCACCACCACCACCAACACCAUCACCACCAUCAUGUUUGGUGUUUUAGGGUUUGAUCAUUGAUGCAUCAUGAUAUGAUGUUGCGGUCAUGUUUUCUGAUCUGUUUCUUUCUCUCUCUCUUAAUUAUUUCUGCAGUUUUUCUAGAAUACGUACCUAUAUAUGG